Molossus molossus (Pallas's mastiff bat) is the source of this 951-nucleotide messenger RNA. It is a transcript of the gene TIMM29, whose product is annotated as translocase of inner mitochondrial membrane 29. The record is from RefSeq and is a predicted model, not a curated record. Bases 37 to 825 code for a protein of 262 amino acids. Lineage: Eukaryota; Metazoa; Chordata; Mammalia; Chiroptera; Molossidae. The transcript is spliced from 2 exons. Gene Ontology annotation, biological process: protein insertion into mitochondrial inner membrane. Gene Ontology annotation, cellular component: TIM22 mitochondrial import inner membrane insertion complex.
UUUCUCUUCGGAAUAGGGACGUCAAGCCGGAAGGGAAUGGCGGCAGCAGCUCUGAAGAGACUUUGGUCUCGAGGCCGCGGAGAAGCAGGGCCCGCGGCAGCUGCAAAGCCAGGCGUGUGGGCGAGGUUGGGCACCUGGGCCCGCGCGCUGCUCCGGGACUACGCCGAGGCUUGCGGGGACGCGGCGGCGGCGGCGCGGGCUCGACCCGGCCGGGCGGCAGUGUACUUGGGGUUGCUGGGCGGCGCGGCGGCCUGCUGCACGCUGGCGCCGAGCGAGGCGGCCUUUGAGGAGGCGCUGCUCGACGCGUCGGGGACCCUCCUCCUGCUGGCGCCGGCCACGAGAAACCGCCACUCGGAAGCGUACGUGCAGCAGCUGCUCUGGCUGCGGGGCCGUGGGCGCCUGCGCCACGUGAACCUGGGCUUCUGCUCGCUGGUGUACGAGGCGCCCUACGACGCACAGGCCAGCCUCUACCAGGCCCGCUGCCGCUACCUGCAGCCCCGUUGGAUUGAGUUCCCGGACCGGAUCCUGGACGUGGGCUUUGUGGGCCGCUGGUGGGUGCUGAGUGCUCGGAUGCGCGACUGCGACAUCAACGAUGACGAGUUCCUCCAUCUGCCGGCACAUUUACGCGUUGUCGGGCCCCAUCAGCUACACUCGGAGGCCAAUGAGCGGCUCUUCGAUGAGAAGUAUCAGCCGGUCGUGCUCACUGACGAUCAGGUGGACCAGGCGCUAUGGGAGGAGCAGGUCUUGCAGAAGGAGAAGAAGGACAAGCUGGCCCUGAGCGAGGCCAACUCGCUGGUGCAGAGGGCCCGAGAUGAAACCCAGUGAGACCUGGGUCCCGACCCAGCUCCGAGCCUUGGCAGACUCCUAGCAGACUGUUUGCCCGGGACUGUGCAAUUGGUGUGAGUGACAGUCAAGUGCAGAGUGACAGAAAUAAAUUAUAUGUAGAGUGUU